GUAGGUACCUACUUUACCAGUGGAUUCUCUAUACCAUGAAGUCUAUACUUCUGUAAAUGCUUUGUAUGAUUUCGGGUGUAUAUACUGUGAGUCACAUUAUCAAAUACAGUAUAGUAUAAAUUAAACAUAAAUGGGGAUAUUUGAAGCAAUUGAUUAGGUUGGUGACAUUGUAAGUGCAUAGACUAUAUACUGUACAUAAAUGUAAAUACGAAGUUCAGUGUAUCUUGCUAAAUGAUCUUUUGAGGGUCUUACAAUAUUUAACUAAAAGUUUGGAUGAUACUACUUUUGACAUAAACAACAUGGUUUCUACUUGUAUCUAUUCAUUAAUCAGAGAACUACAUAUCGCAAGUGGACAAAGAGCACUGGCUACAGCUGUUGCUACAAAACUUCGAGAUAUAGAACCUGAAACUUUUCGUACCUUUGAAUCACAUCCUCCAAACCAUAAUGAAACUCAUUUAAGAAAAGUGUAUACAGUACCAACAAAUAUACAAACAUUAAUGCAAGAUAAUGUACCAAAUGAAUGGAAGCAACAAAUACAAACUUUUGUGGAAUUUGGUAUUCUGAUUAGAAAACCAGCGGUUGAAAUAAUAUCAUACUUGGAACAAACAGACUAUUCGAAAUCUAUAAAGAAAUAUGUUCUAUAUGGUAAAAUUGGUGCAGGAAAAACAUCAACAUUGUUGCAUACAAUUCAUUAUGGUCUUGCCCAAAAGUUUAUCGUAUUACAUGUACCACAAGCUAAUACUUGGUUUAGGUUUCCAAAAGAAGUUACAGAUUCCCCGCUUAUGCCUGAUAAAUUAGAUUUACCUUUACAUGCACAAGCAUGGUUAAAAUAUUUUAAAAAUUUAAAUGAACCAUUAUUGUCGAAUAUAAAAAUUUCCAAGGAUUACGUAUGGAAUGAAAGAGAAAGUACGCCACAUGGAGAAUCACUUUCUAGUCUUAUUGAAUUUGGGAUAAAACGAAUUAAAUUUGCUUGUGGCGUUAUUGAUGCUGUUGUGGAUGAACUUAAAAUAGCCAGUACAGCAAAGAAAUGUAGGGUAUUAAUUGUUAUAGAUGGUUUUAACACAUUCUUUUCUGAUGUAACAUCAAUUCGUGAUGAAAGGAAAGUAUAUGUACCAGCACAAAGAAUAUCUUUAACCAGUUCAUUUUUGAAGUGUGCUAAUUAUGAUUGGUGUAAUGGUGCUGCAAUAUUAUCUGUAGAUAAAAAAGCAAAUAAGACUAAAAGAGAUUCUGAUUACCCAAGGUACUUACUUGGUAAAGAAGGAUUUGAACUUUUAGACCCUUUUCUUCCAAUUAAUGUUGAAGAUUAUACUUCUAACGAAUUUAAGGCCAUCAUGGAAUAUUAUAAAGAUAGAAAAUGGGUUAGAGAGAUCACCUCUCAAGGGCAAAGAGAAUUGGAGUUAUUGUCAAAUAGAAAUCCAUUAACACUCUGGAUUCGUUGUAAACCAUUAUAAAAUAAAUAAAAUCGAUUGUAAAAUGUACUAAUAAUACUAAUACUAUAAUGUUAAUAAUAACGUUAUCAUAUACUAUUAUGCAGCUAUUUUAUUACUGUCUUUAUACGAUUUUGUUUUACUGGUUAUUAAAACAAUAGAAAGUAUAUUAUUAUUAUUACAUACUUUAUUGAUUUGAAUGCUACAACAUAUCAGAAGGAAUGUUUAUUAUUUGUAAU
This is a messenger RNA of Nomia melanderi (Alkali bee), 1666 nucleotides long. The record is from RefSeq and is a predicted model, not a curated record. Lineage: Eukaryota; Metazoa; Arthropoda; Insecta; Hymenoptera; Halictidae.